Molecule: messenger RNA, 1434 nt
Organism: Daldinia childiae
Lineage: Eukaryota; Fungi; Ascomycota; Sordariomycetes; Xylariales; Hypoxylaceae
Exons: 1
Coding region: 1-1434 (477 amino acids)
Source: RefSeq, a predicted model, not a curated record
AUGGCGCUUCGGCAGCACAAGACAGCAACCACCCGUCGGAGGGCUGCAGUGCUACUAUUCUUCAGCUCAGUUAGCCUCUUCGUGCUUUUCAUCUGGAACCAUCUUGUUCUACCAGCCCCUAACCGGGACACCCCAACAUCGCUACUCCACCACCAACAACAUCUACAAACCCACGACAGGGAACAAGAGACUAAUAUCGACCUCUCAAGCGCACGAGCUCCCUUCAUCGCCUGGCCCCUCAAGCGUGUCUGCGCUGAGACAACAUAUGUCCCCGGCCUAACGUUUCUCUGCGACAACAAUAGCGGCGGACCAGGCAACAUCCGGAACUACAUCCUGACAUGUAUACGCUACGCAGUGGAUGCGGGCGCGUCCGCACUAGUCCUACCGCGCAUCCAGACCCGCUCGCCCUCCAACCCGGCCAACCUGUUCCACGAGUACCAGGAGUUCGGGUACAUGUUCGACGAGGCGCGUUUCCGGAGCGCCGUAGCCGAUGCGUGCCCGCGCAUCGCCGUGUACGCUCGCGUCGAAGACGUGCCCGGCGCGCGGGCCAAAGCGUCCAGGGCGAACCGGGCUAUCGACCAGAUCGUGGAGCGCGUCAUGCCCAAGACCUUCGGAGGCAGCCGCGCCGGGUGCGAUCAGCGGGAUCCGAACCGGCAUACGGAUCGGUUCGGGGGCGCGUUUCGGGAUUGGCUGCGGAGCUCGGCAGCAGAGCGCGGGUGGGCGCCAUCCAACGACGUCGAUAACCCGCGACUGAUCCGUUUUUCUUGGGGCGUGCUGUGGGACUGGCCUGUGUAUCGCGACGGGCCCGAGUUUGCGGCAACAUUCGGCGGGCUAUUGAAGAUCCGGGAUGAUAUCUUAGAUGUCGCAGAUGCGAUUGUGGCAUCGAUGAGGACGCUCGCCACCUCCACGCGAGGGACCGAGACCGUAGCAGGCCAAUCGUUUCUCGGAAUACAUCUGCGGACUGAGGCGGAUGCCCUAUCGCGGUGGCCGUCGUACGAGAACCAGACUAAGAAUUACUUGCGCGAGGCUGCGGGUCAGGGGUACCAAGGGCGAGCAGCGUACAUAGCCUCGGGCAAUGAGACAGAAACGAGGAAGUUUGGCGCAGAGGCCAUGGUGACCUUACAACUAGAGGUUAGGUCCAAGUACGACCUACUAGACGAGGGAGACGAGAAGCUAGAGAAGCUGAAGUCGUUCAGCUGGGACCAACAAGCGCUAGUAGAUUUUGUAGUGCUACUAAACUGCGACUACUUCGUCGGAGUAAGUCCGAGCAGCUUUAGUAUUAAUGUGGCGUUGAAGAGACACUUACAGGGUGAGGGUUUAUAUACACGGCCGUGGAAAGUUGGAGGGCAAGGUGAUGGAAGAAGUUGGCUCGUCGGACGCUAUGAUCGGUAUUGGGAGGAUUGGUUAUUUAUGUUUGAUGGCAUGUGGCCGUAA